This is a messenger RNA of Cicer arietinum (chickpea), 957 nucleotides long. RefSeq names its product zinc-finger homeodomain protein 2-like. Gene Ontology annotation, cellular component: nucleus. Gene Ontology annotation, biological process: regulation of DNA-templated transcription; regulation of developmental process. The record is from RefSeq and is a predicted model, not a curated record. Gene Ontology annotation, molecular function: transcription cis-regulatory region binding; DNA-binding transcription factor activity. Lineage: Eukaryota; Viridiplantae; Streptophyta; Magnoliopsida; Fabales; Fabaceae.
AAACACUAAAAACACACACAACAAUAACUUCACACUUCGGAUUUGGAUUGUCUAACUUUGCCUUCUCUACUUUUCCUUACCUUCCUCUCUAUAUCUCUUCUACAUUUUGUUUUCUCUCUCAUGAUUCUCUCUCCAUCAUAAAUAUCAUACCCUCCUAUUUGUGAUUCACACUUCACAAAGAAAAAGAAAAAAAAAAUGGAAAUGUUAUCAUCAUCUUCAUCACAUUCACAAAACUAUAUCUACAGAGAAUGUUUAAGAAACCAUGCAGCAAGUCUCGGAAGCUACGCAACCGACGGUUGCGGCGAAUUCACCGUCGACAACACGUCACCAACCGCCGUUAACAGUCUCCAAUGUGCAGCCUGCGGCUGUCACCGGAACUUUCACCGGAAAAUAACCGCAUCGUAUACAGCCGCAGCAAUGUCGGAUCAGGUGAUGGAAUAUUCAGGCGGCGGAGGUAGCGGCGGAGAUGGGAGGAGGAAAAGGUACCGGUCGAAAUUCACGGCGGAUCAGAAAGAGAAGAUGUUGGAAUUUGCUGAAAAAUUAGGGUGGAAAUUGCAGAGGAAAGAACUUGAUGAAGAAAUUGAAAGGUUUUGUGAAAGUGUUGGUGUGAGUAGACAAGUUUUCAAAGUUUGGAUGCAUAAUCAUAAGAAUUCUUCUUUCUCUAAUUCUUCUCCUUCUACUGGUAAUGCUAAUUCCUCUCUUACUCAAUAAUGUGUUUCAUUUUUUAGUAAUUUCAAUUUCUUUCUUUCAUCACAAAUCAUAUCAUAUAUUAGAGGAAUUUAUAUCCUAUGAAAUUAUUAAAAUGUAAAAUCAAAAUAUCAAGUUGCUCUAAUAUUUUAGCAAACAUUGAUUUGAUAUGAUGUAAUUGUAAUAUUUAUCUUUGAUUUAUUAAUCGAUGGUUAAAAUAUUAUUGAUCAUUUUAUUUAAUAGAGAAAGUUGCUCGAUUUAGAUGACUCA